Molecule: messenger RNA, 2160 nt
Organism: Pangasianodon hypophthalmus (striped catfish)
Lineage: Eukaryota; Metazoa; Chordata; Actinopteri; Siluriformes; Pangasiidae
Gene: rab7a
Product: RAB7a, member RAS oncogene family
Exons: 6
Coding region: 322-945 (207 amino acids)
Biological process (GO): endosome to lysosome transport; phagosome-lysosome fusion
Cellular component (GO): phagocytic vesicle; late endosome; lysosome
Molecular function (GO): GTP binding; GTPase activity
Source: RefSeq, a predicted model, not a curated record
UGUUUUGGAGGAAGUGAAGAGAAAAAGAAAAGAGAAAGUGGACCGGGCCGGAACACGGAGAUUACCGAACCCUCGGUCUCAGCAGGCGCGUUAACAGCACCACCCUCGCGGGAUUAUUUAUUACUCCAGUUUGAUUUGAUAAACCUGAUAUAGUGACACAGGCGAGGAAUAUUUAAUUUGUAAAUAAACAACGAACGAACAAAACAAUAGUGACACAGCGAAGAGGAAUUAGCGUUAGCGUUAGCAUUAGCUUAUAUUUGCUGAAACACUACCGACCUUCGCCGUUACUUCUGUUUAAUUUCUGGACUGAGCUCUGACGCAAUGACAUCAAGGAAGAAAGUUCUGCUGAAAGUGAUCAUCCUCGGGGACUCAGGAGUGGGAAAGACCUCUCUGAUGAACCAGUAUGUGAACAAGAAGUUUAGCAAUCAAUACAAAGCCACAAUAGGAGCCGACUUCCUGACAAAAGAGGUGAUGGUGGACGAUCGACUUGUCACAAUGCAGAUUUGGGACACAGCGGGUCAGGAGCGUUUCCAGUCUCUGGGCGUGGCAUUCUACCGCGGCGCCGACUGCUGCGUGCUCGUCUUCGACGUCACGGCACCAAACACCUUCAAGACACUGGACAGCUGGAGGGACGAGUUUCUGAUCCAGGCCAGCCCUCGCGACCCAGAGAACUUCCCCUUCGUCGUGCUCGGCAACAAAAUCGACCUGGAGAACAGGCAGGUAACCACUAAGCGAGCACAAGCCUGGUGCCAGAGCAAGAACAACAUCCCCUACUUUGAGACCAGCGCCAAGGAGGCCAUCAACGUAGAACAGGCUUUCCAGACCAUUGCACGCAACGCACUCAAACAGGAAACCGAGGUGGAGUUGUACAACGAGUUCCCAGAGCCGAUCAAGCUGGACAGAAACGAGAGAGCCAAGCCAUCAGCGGAGAGCUGCAGCUGCUGAAGAUGUACAGGGGGCGCUACUGAUCACCCUCCACCCUCUCUGGCCUUGUUCCUCCUUUUCCCCUCUUUACACAUCUGUCUUUCUCUCUCUGUCUUUCCCCCUCUCUUUCCUCUUUUCCCUCAAUGUAAUCACUGGCCUUCAUAGAGCAGGCAGGCUUCCUCUUCUAGAAUAUACCCUAUACAAAUUGCACUCACACUCACACACAUGCACACUCACACACAUGCACAUGCCCACACACACGCAGCAGUGAUAAACAGGCUUUACAUUAAGCCCAAAGAGAUAAUUAUGAAGAAAAAGUGUUUUGGUGCACAAGUGUUUUCAGGCCCUCAGUAGUAGCUCUUUUAUCUUUAAUCUUGUCACUAGUUCUAACACCUUUCUUCAGACUUCCUUCAGUUUCGAACACACACACACACACUCUGUUCAUUCUGAAACUCUCAACACUUGAAUGCUUUCUGAGACUUUUUAUACAUACAACACCACCAUGUUAACUGGAACCUGUAAGAUGUGAUGCAGAUGGAUGGGGCUGUGUAAUAUACCGAUGUAUUAAAGCUCUGUGUUGGUAUCAGGACUGUCUGCUCUCUCUGGUUCGACACGAGGUUUCGCGUGUCGCGGCGUCCGACUCCUAAAAGCAUGCUCUUUUGCUUUAUUUGCUUUUCAUUAAUUAAUAUACAAUGUCACGUUAAAGAGUUGCUCCAACAAGCCUGGUGGUGUGAGGAUAUGACUAAAGAUCGGUCACUAAAAUCAGUAGUAUAGCAGUGACGUUAGAAUUCUAUAGCAUGUUGGGAUUUCUUUUUUUUCUGUUAUAAAUCGUCACCCUCUCAUGAGCAGGGCCGCUUACUGCGAAUUCUGCUGUUAGUGACACGAGCCGACUCUUCGUGUUCGUUGUGUUCGUUGUGUUUUUGGUUUUUUUUUUUUCUCGCUCCGCCUCGGAGUGGCAGAGGACCGGUUGGUAUCCCUUGGAUAUUUUACAAUCUGUUUAUUCUCUUAUGAUUUAUUAUUGUUUAUUAUAUUAUUACUAUUAUUACUAUUAUUAUUAUUAACUGACCUGAAUAGAUGGACAAAAAAAAAAACACACAAAACUACAGAACAGUGAGGACAUCUGAAGCAUUCAUCGUGACAUCUAAUGAAACAUUUAUUACAGCACAGCAUAUACAUCGUUUGAAAAUAAAUGUAUUUCAAAGUAAUACAAAAAUAAAAAAAAUCUUGUUGAAUAAA